AUGACCGUGACCGAAGUCGGCUGCAUGGGCAUCAAGCCCAACAUGAAUAUCAUGGACCAUACCACUCCAGAAGGUAAAAUUCUGACUGACGCUUGGAAGACUGUAAUCAGCAAGCCUGGGGGUCCACAAAGAGUUUACUGGGGCUUAGAGUCAGUUGAUUCAUUAAAGAUAUGGUGCUUUUUCGACUUUGAGUCGAUUGAGCAACAUCGGCGCUUUGCUGAGGAAUACGGCGCUGAUGCAGUCAAAGACAUUCCCAAGAUCUGCACGUAUGGGGAGUUCUCUAGACAUAUCAAGAUGGUUCCAUCCUCAGAUGUUCUUAGGUCUCCUCUCACUGAGAUCACACUUGCGUAUUUUUCCCAAGAAAUCUCAGACGAAAAGAAAGAAACUCUCUCGUCAAAGAUUCAAAAGAUUCUCGGACAAGCUUUCCCUGAUAAUGCUAGAGUAGCUCACGCCUGGGGCGUAGAGAACGACUUUCCAGCGAGAAGUGAAGCCGGAAAGCCCAGAUCAGUUCUCAUGUGUUUUAUUGGACAUUCCGAAGCAUGGGGGGAUUAUCGUCAGACAGAUGGUUGGAAAGAGGCAGCAUCGAGUAUUGAAGGGCUGGAGGGUUGUACGAGUAUUUAUAGCUUUGCGAUAAGCUGCCAGCAUCUUGAGAGGGCUUGA
Molecule: messenger RNA, 660 nt
Organism: Fusarium fujikuroi IMI 58289
Lineage: Eukaryota; Fungi; Ascomycota; Sordariomycetes; Hypocreales; Nectriaceae
Exons: 2
Coding region: 1-660 (219 amino acids)
Source: RefSeq, a predicted model, not a curated record